Molecule: messenger RNA, 1419 nt
Organism: Hydractinia symbiolongicarpus
Lineage: Eukaryota; Metazoa; Cnidaria; Hydrozoa; Anthoathecata; Hydractiniidae
Product: eukaryotic initiation factor 4A-III
Exons: 12
Coding region: 21-1238 (405 amino acids)
Cellular component (GO): catalytic step 2 spliceosome; nucleolus
Molecular function (GO): RNA helicase activity; ATP binding; mRNA binding
Source: RefSeq, a predicted model, not a curated record
UUAAUUCUUUCACUUUCAAGAUGGCGGAGGAAACAAGACGGCAUGUUAUAGAAACAGAAGAUGAUGAUGACUCUAAACUCGUGUUUGAAACAUCAGAAGAAGUUAAAGUUACACGAACUUUCGACCAAAUGAAACUGAGGGAAGACCUCAUCCGUGGAAUAUUCGCAUACGGUUUUGAGCGACCCUCAGCUAUUCAACAAAGAGCAAUUCUGCCAAUAAUAAAGGGAAGAGAUGUUAUUGCACAGGCACAGUCAGGAACAGGAAAGACAGCUACAUUUUCAAUUUCUGCACUGCAAAAAGUUGAUACCAGGUUGCGUGAAACACAAGUUCUUAUAUUGUCACCCACUCGUGAAUUGGCUGGACAAAUUCAAAAGGUGGUCCUUGCUUUAGGAGAUUACAUGAGUGUACAGUGUCAUUCAUGCAUUGGUGGUACCAAUAUUGGUGAAGAUAUUCGGAAGCUUGAUUACGGUCAACACAUUGUCUCUGGAACACCUGGUCGCGUUUUCGACAUGAUCAAACGACGUAAUCUCCGUACUCGAUCAAUCAAAAUGUUGAUUCUCGAUGAGUCCGAUGAAAUGUUGAACAAAGGGUUUAAAGAACAGAUUUAUGACGUAUACCGAUUCUUACCUCCAGCAACGCAGGUUGUACUCGUUAGUGCCACGCUACCACACGAAAUCUUAGAAAUGACUCGAAAGUUUAUGACAGACCCGAUCCGUAUACUUGUGAAACGUGAUGAGUUGACGUUAGAAGGAAUCAAGCAAUUUUUCGUUGCCGUUGAAAGGGAAGAAUGGAAAUUCGACACCCUGUGCGAUUUAUACGACACGCUGACGAUUACCCAAGCCGUUAUAUUCUGCAACACCAAACGUAAGGUAGACUGGCUAACUGAGAAAAUGCGCGAGGCGAACUUCACUGUCGUUUCAAUGCACGGCGACAUGCCGCAAAAAGAACGUGAAUCUAUCAUGAAGGAAUUUAGGUCGGGUUCAAGUCGUGUUUUGAUCUCCACUGAUGUAUGGUCACGUGGUUUGGACGUUCCUCAAGUGUCGUUGGUUAUAAAUUACGACCUACCAAACAAUCGUGAGUUAUACAUUCACAGAAUUGGUCGAUCCGGCCGAUAUGGUCGUAAAGGUGUAGCCAUUAAUUUCGUAAAAAGCGACGAUAUUCGCGUGUUACGAGACAUCGAGCAAUAUUACAGUACCCAAAUUGACGAGAUGCCCAUGAACGUUGCCGACUUGAUUUAGUUACGGCCGAAUUAACAGUGCAAAGAGAAAUUCAUAACAUGAGGAUUAAACUUGGUUGAAGGAUCAACAGCCGUUCCUCUCCCGCAUUAGCUUAUCGACAUGUCGAAAAAAAUGCUUUGAUUUAUGUAUAUAUAAACGUGUGUUUAAUUAGUAACUUAAAAACACAGUAGAUUUUACCAAA